AUUAACUAAUAAUUUUCAGAUAACAACACAAUAUAUAUGAAUUAUUUUUUUAUUUAAAAUAUAUAUUUAGAUUUUGGAUAAUUCUUAUUAUUAUUAAUUUUAACCACUUAUUUAAUCAAAAUAAUUUAAAUUCAUUUUUAUUUUGUAGGUAAUUUAUAUAUUUUAUACAUUAAGGAUAUAAACAAUUUUAAUCCUUCUAACUUUUAACCUGAGCUCGGAUGCAAAAAAAAAUUUUAAAAGUCUUUGAUUUUAAUUUUUACUGGAAAUCUGAAUCAAAUCAAAUUAAAAUAUUUUGUUUCAUAUAUAUUUCAAGAGAAAGAAGGUGUCACCGGAGGGUUUUCCACUUUCUAGGUAUUUACCUAUUCUAUGUAUCUCUUCUGAUUCCAAGUACAAGUACUUGUUCGAUUUCAAAGAAGUCAUAUUGUGAACAAUAAUCUGAAGCUUUUAGCUGUCGAUGAGUUUGGUUUUGUUUUCUCUUUAAUCUUUGUGGUUUGUGUACCACGCUAGGGUUUACUUCGACUUUUUUUUCCAACCUUGUGUUGUUUCUUAUGGAUUAUUUGAAAGUUUCAUGAGAAACACACAUACUUUACGAUUUAACAUUCCUUGUGUUGUAUUUUCAAUGUUUUUAGGUUUUUCGUGUCUGGUUUGGGACUUCUCUCGCUUUGACAGCUAAAUCAUGGAUUUGAUAAGUCAAUUGCCUGAAGAUCUUCUCUUGAGAAUACUGUCAGAACUGCCUACUGCUAAUGAUGUUGUGGCCACUAUGGUUUUGUCAAAACGUUGGCAGCCUCUUUGGAAGUCAGUGCCAAAACUUGUGUUCGACGACGACGACGACGAUAGCUAUCAAAAUAUCGAUACUAGAAGGUUUUCGCGCUUUGUUGACUAUUUUUUGAUUCUGCACGAGGCACCGAUAGAAACUUUGCAGUUCGAACUUACUCAAACUUUUGAUGUCCUUGAUAUUGUAUUAUGGAUUACAAUUGCUGUUCAACGCCGUGUGCGUUACCUGAAAAUCAAUAUCGACUGUGAUUCCAGUACAACUCCUGUUAUACUCCCAAGGAGUUUAUACAAAUGCUGUGGAAUGCUUGUGACUUUGAAUUUAACGAGUGUGACUCUUACGGAUGCUUCUACCUUGCCUUCUUUCUCAACCCUCAAAACUUUGAGGCUUUUAUCUGUGAAGUACCCCGGUGAUGAGUUUGUCAGGAGGCUUUUAUCCAGUUGUCAUGUUCUUGAAGAUUUGGAAGUGGAACAAUGUAACGAUGACAAUGUUACGAUUUUCACAGUUAAGGUUCCUUCCCUCAGGACUGCAUCUUUGUAUAAAGCAUCAGACAGAUGUACAGAAGAUGAAGAUGGAUUUGUGAUAGAUGCUCCUUCUUUGGGGCUAUUGAACCUUUAUGAUUAUAGUGGCAGUUUUUGUAUCGUUGAGAAAGAUAUGCCUAAUAUUAUAGACGCAGAUGUUUUCGUUAAUCAUUACCCUUCAACUGAAAUUCUGAGUUCUAUUACUUCAGUGAAGCGUCUCGAUUUAUGCUUAUCAUACUCAAAGGUAUUCAUUAUUCCAUCAUCAGAAAGAGUCUUCCUGUGAGAAAACAUGUUGCCAUUAAUAUUGCAUGUUUUUUAUUCUGUUUUCUUAUUGCAGGAUGCAUAUUCUGAUGGUAGUGUCUUCCACCGUCUUGUGCAUUUAAAGAUAUGCACAUGUGCGACAGAAUGGUUGAAUCUACUUAUGUGUGUACUCAGAGAUUCCCCUAAGUUAAGGGCCAUCAAACUCCGACAGGUACUUAUAUUUCAUCUCAAAUAAUUCAUUUUUCUCUUGAUUGUAACGCACUGCAUCUGUCCCGUCAUUUGAUACCAGUGUCAUGACAUACGUGAUGAUCAACCGCGCCCCUGCUGGAAUGAACCGAAAUCAGUUCCUGAAUGUUUGAUAUCGAGUCUUGAAACUCUUAAAUGGGUAAACUAUCAAGGAACAGAAGAAGAAAAAGAAGUAGCAGCAUUCAUAUUAAGGAAUGGAAGAUGUUUGAAGAAGGUGGCUAUCUCCUCGGAAGCCACUGACUCCGACAAGAAACUUGAGAUGCUCAAGGAGUUAUCUUUGUUCUCUAGGCGUUCACCCAACUGCCAUCUAGCAUUCGACUGAAGCUAUACAUCUUGUUGGUUUUCGAUCUGAAUCUCAUCAGAUAUGCUUUUUACAGUUUUUGCUGUUUUUCUUUUCCCUUUCUUUUCCUAAUUAAUUGAGGGUUAUGAAUUUCUUAUGUUUCCUCUUUAUUCUCUGCCUAGAAGAAAAAUACAUAAGAGCAUCAUCAUCCCUAGUAGUCAAGAAGAAUAUCUGCGUACGUUUUUUUUUUUGGCAAUGACUGUCGGGUCCAAAGAUGUUAUUUAGCAAUUUAAACAUACACUAGACGUUGACUCGCUCGACCCCUGAUGUUUGUAAGAAUUUUAAAAUUUAAAUUUCUGGUCAGAAUAUUUUGAAAUGAAGAUCAAACCAAAGCUAAAAUGAAGAUGUAUGUUUUUUGGUUGUCAAACAUAAAAAAAAUCUGAUAAAACGCUUGGAAGUUAACAUAAUUUUGCCCAAUUUUAAAGGGCUAACAUAUUUUUCUAAGAACGUAAAUAUUUAGUCACAAAUUGUAACUGCAAGAAUAUAUAAUUUUACUGUUCUUUGCUGACACGAGGCUCCAGUUUUAGAAUGUUUGCGUUUAAAACCUGAUCGGGAGUCUGGUACUGCUGUAGAUAUUGGGGUAUGGGUUAAAACGCUCUGUGCAUGAGUUAGAUAUCGACAUUAAUAGCCCUUGCAUUUUGACUCCGGUCAUUACUUCCAUGGAGCUGGUAUGCCGGAGGAUGUAGGAUGCUUGUGACGUUGAAACUAAGUAACAUGACUCUUGUCUUCCUUGCCAGCUUCUUUCCCAUCUUUUAAAAACUUGAGCCUUGUAAAGAUGAAGUACCCGAGUGAGGAAUUUAUCAACAAGCUUUUAGCUAAUUGUCCUGUUCUUGAGGACUUGGCAACAUGUUUUCUCAAGAAAGUAAAAUUUUGUCAUUAGUGUUUUUUCAAAUAUCUCCCUUAGAAAAAUCUAAGAAAGUAAAAUUUUGUUAUUAGUGUUUUCUUCAACGAUUUUCCUAGUUUUAACAAUAAAGUAUAUAAUUAUUAUAUACAUUGUACUAUUUAUAAUUAUAUCAAGGUAAUAAAUAUAUGUUUUAAUACAAUAAAAUAAGUCACCAACAGAUGUUUUGCAGGAAAAAUAGAUUUUUUCUUUUUUCUUAUUGUAGAAAGAAUCAAGUAACUAAUAUAAAUAUUUUACCUUAGUAAUUAUACUAUGUAAAUGAUAAUAUACCAAAAUAUACUUUACUAUUACACAUGUUAGGGCCGAUUGAAUAAUAAAAUAUCUAUAUAUAUCACUAAUACUGUAUAUGUAAAAAUAUUUAACUGAAACACUAUAGAAUAUGUAAAUUUUGGAUUCAAAAGUUGAUAAUAUAAUAGAAAAUGUUCAAUAAAUGUGAAUAAAAUAAAAGGAAGAAAACCACAGCAUUUUAAAGUCACACACUCUUAAUUACAAUCACCCACGAAAAUUAUAUAUAACCUUCCUUUCUCUCCGUCUACAUCGCAUUGCAAGGUUGUAACACUUUCAGUUUUUAUCAGUAUGGAGAAUCAAAACCAUCAAAUUACAUAGAUACAAACCCAUGUAAUCCCUAUAUAUUAAUUGAGGAUUUUUUAACCUAAAUUUUGUAAAAAUUAAAAAAAAAACCCUAUCCUAUGUGGUACUUGUGUAUGCUUUCUAAAACAUAUUUCAAAGAAUUCUAGAGCACCUUAUAUAAAUUAUAGUCUAAAAAUUAUACCUCUAGCAAAAUAAUAUUUCGCAGGCUAUAGUUAGUCGCAUAUAUCAAAUCUUUAUUGUUUCGCAUGUUUUCCUUAAAUAAAACCUAUUGAAUUACAUAUUGUGAUUAAAAUAUAUAUAUUUAGCAAUUAAUGAUUUUAAACAAUAAAGAUUUGAUAACAAUCUGUAUACUUUUUAUCAUUUUUGUUUGUUUCUUUAUUAUUAAAAUAAAUUACAUAAUUACAUCAAUCAUAAAAUAAAAAUCUAGAUUGUGUUUUGUAUAUGUAGUAUUUUGAAUUUUUCAAAACGAGUAUAAAUUACUAACACUGUUAAAAGUCGUCUCACAUAAACUUUUAUGAUCACGGUUUAAAUUAUUUCUAUAUUAAGAUACAAUGAUUAUAAGAUCAUAUGAAGAAAUAAUUUUAUUUUAAUAGGUUUUUUUGUUAAUAUAUAUAUAUAUAUAUAUAUUUCAUAUCGUUUAAAUUAAACUAUACAUCAUAUGAAAAUGUAUACUUAUAUUUUGAUAUUUGCAUUGAACAUAUAUUGAAAAGUUAAUAUUUCAAUUUUGAAAUCUUCAUUGUUUUUUUUAAAUGAUUACAAAUUAUUGACAUUAUCCCACAUUAAAAAUAAUCGUUGGUGUAAACUUUUGUUACACAAAUAUACAAAUAUAUAAAAUCAUAUGAGUAGAAACUUCAUUUAAUAAAUAUCCAUAUUAAAAAAUUACUAUAUAUAUGUUAAUAUCAUUUAAAUAUAAUUAUAUAUCAUAUACAAUAGAUAAGAUUGUUUUUUUUUAUUUAUUUACCCUAAAAUGAUUGCAAAUAAAUAAGAGUGAUAGUUUGAUUUAUAUGUCCACGCUAAUUUAUUACAUAAUAGUAACUGAUUUAUUAGUUAUUUAAUAUAAAUACUUAUUAUUUUAUUAAUUCAUAAUAUGCAGAAAACAUAAAAAUAAUAAAUAUAAAAUAUUUAUUCUGCAAAAGGUGCAGAAGUUAACCUAAGUAUGUAUCUCUUUAAUUAUUUUAAAUCAUAAGCAUUUUCUAAAUCUCAGGUCAAAACAGACAAACAAAAUGAGAAUAAACUUCGAAAUUAAUAUUUAUAUCGAACAAUAACCAAAAUAAAAAAAAUAUUGAAGAUAUAUAGGAUUGAGAUGUGAACGUAAACUUCUCAUAACCAUAAUUAAUUUUUAAAUUACUAAAUCAUGAUAUAAAACCGAGCUGACAUAGUUUCAUUGUAAUCAUAUAGAUCCGAGAUUUUUUGACCUAAACGUUAGGCUCUUAUGCGGUAAAUGAUUUUUUGACCUAAAAUUUUAUUAAAAAUGGGAUCAGCUCAUCACUAAACAGAUUAUGCAAUUAACAAAAAAUUAAAAAAAAAUUGUUUAAAGACCAAAAUAUUAAUUCAAUCAAGAAUAUAAAUGUAUAUUUCCAUAUAAUAUUUUUAAAAUAAUUUUUAUAUAAAUUUAUCAUGCGCAAGAAUGUCUUAUCCUAGUUGAUUAAUAAAACUUAACAAUAUGAUUUUUCAAUCAUAUUUUAUAUCAUGAUUUACAAAAAUCAAAACAAUACGAUUAAACCAGUAGCAUGUAUUUGGUUCAAAAUCAAAACUUAUCAUUUAUUAAUUUCUGAAAAUAAUUGACCUUCCAUAAUUUAUUCCUAUAUUUUAGCAAAUCAUCAAAACCCAUUUGAUACCAAAUCAAAAACUUUACUAGCACAAGAUUUGUUUUGGUUUUUAAUCUUGCAAUUCACGCUUAAAAUCAUGUCAUUUAAAGUGUAUACUAGAAUUAGACCUGCACACUCGUGUGGGUGUUUGAUUCAAGUUUUAUAUAAAUUGAUAAUUGUUUUGUAUAAAUGGUAGUAUAUAUAUUUUAAAAUUUUGUUUGUAUUAAAUCAUUGUUUUAAAUGGCAUUUCUAAACAUAAUAAUAGUUUAUAUUAAGUAAUUUUAUUUUUCUCUUAAAUUGUCAACUAUAUCUCACAUAUUUUUUUGUCAUAUGUAUUCCAUUAUUAAAACUGAAUUACAAAUAGAACUAACCAUAUUUUCAACAGAUUUAUUAUAUCUUUUAUUUAUUUAGUUUCAUUCAUCUUGAUUAUUUUAUUAAUUACUAUUUUCCAAAUAAUCUGACAGGAUUUAUUACAUAAUUACAAAACAGAUCUUAACUAUUUUAAUUAUUUUAUUAUAUAUUUUACUUUCUUUUCUCACACUUCUUAACUACUUCAUUUAUUUUACGUGUUAAACUAUAAUAAUUCUAAAUGUUUGGAUAAAUAAAUUUUUAUAUGUUUACAUAAUCAAUUAGGUAUUUUAAUUUUUUGGGUUUUAAAAUUAUAUUCCGCUCGGAUAUUAUAAAUUUUUGGGUGGAGUUAAAAUUGGGUUUUUCUAGGUCCGGGUGGAUUCAAUUCUGAUGUGUAAGAAUCUAAAACUAAACAAAACAAAACUUAUGUAUUUAAAAGUGCUAUUAAACCAUUUAUAAAAAAAUAAAAUAAGAAACAACACCCGCACGUCAAGCUCUAGUAAACUUUAGAGCUUCAACCCCUUUUUCAUUUGAUUUGAUAUAGUGAAUUGAGAAAAAUCUAAGAAAACAAAAUUUUGUUAUUAUUUUUUCAACAAUUUUAUUUUUCACAAUAAAGUAUAUAAUUAUUACAUAAAUUGUAAUAUUUAUAACUAUAUCAAGGUAAUAAAUAUGUUUUAAUACAAUAAAAUAAGUUACCAACAGAUAUGUCUAACAAAAAAAAUGGAUUUCUUUCUAUAUUUUCUCGGAUAUUGUAGAAAGAAUCAAGUAUAUAAUAUAUAGUUUUUACCUUAGUAAUUAUACUAUGUAAAUGAUAAUAUACCAAAAUAUUAUUUACUAUUACACAUGUUAGGGACAAUUGAAUAAGAAAAUAUCCAUAUCAUUAAUAUCUGUCAUAAUAUUAACUGAAAUACUAUAGAACAAUAUAAAAUUUUGUUUAAUAGCUGGUACUAAAAUAUAAAUGUUCAAUAAAUGUGAAUAAAAGAUAUGGAAGAAAAUCACAUCAUUUUAAA
Molecule: messenger RNA, 6798 nt
Organism: Brassica rapa (field mustard)
Lineage: Eukaryota; Viridiplantae; Streptophyta; Magnoliopsida; Brassicales; Brassicaceae
Product: putative FBD-associated F-box protein At5g50270
Molecular function (GO): protein binding
Source: RefSeq, a predicted model, not a curated record